Messenger RNA from Helianthus annuus (common sunflower), 888 nucleotides. RefSeq names its product chaperone protein ClpB3, chloroplastic-like. Gene Ontology annotation, biological process: cellular response to heat. The record is from RefSeq and is a predicted model, not a curated record. Gene Ontology annotation, cellular component: cytoplasm. Gene Ontology annotation, molecular function: ATP hydrolysis activity; ATP binding. The coding region runs from base 1 to 888 and encodes 295 amino acids. NCBI's taxonomy places the organism in Eukaryota, Viridiplantae, Streptophyta, Magnoliopsida, Asterales, Asteraceae. The transcript is spliced from 6 exons.
AUGGAGAUAGAUGAGUUGAGGUAUGAAGUACUAAUCCAUCAGGUUUCACCUACCGAGUAUUUUGAACCAUUCACUUCGCCGUCAAAGUGUGUGGGGCAGGGCAUUGAGAAGGCCAUCAAAGGUUCGCAAAUAAUAAUCUUACGGUUCUGCAGUGAAUCUGCACAAAACACUACCUACUACAAUUACCGAACUCACAUGAAAAUAACCCCAAGAAUGAAAUGGACAAAACAAGAUACAGAACUAUUCUACGAGUUGAUAUCUCUUGACAUGGGCGCGCUUAUUGUUGGCGCAAAAUAUUGUGGAGAGUUCGAAGAUCGACUCAAGGCAGUCUUCAAGGAGGUUGCAGAAUCAGACGGCCAGAUUACUCUUUUCAUUGAUGAAAUCCAUACUGUCGUUGGAGCUGGGGCUACCAACGGUGCAAUGGAUGCUGGCAAUCUGUUGAAGCUGAUGCUUAGUCGUAGAGAGUUGAGAUGCAUCGGUGCAACAACAUUAGACGAGUAUUGUAAGUAUAUCGAAAAAGAUCGUUCACUAGAACACCGUUUUCAACAACUUUAUGUUGACCAACCGACAAUUGAGGAUACAGUUUCCAUACAUCAUGGACUUCAUGAAAGAUAUGAACUGCAUCAUGGAGUACGUAUUUCCGAUAAUGCACUUGUUGAAGCUGCAAUUCUUUCAGAUCGUUCCAUCAGUGGACGCUUUUUACCAGAUAAAGCCAUUGUUCUGGUAGAUGAAGCGGCUGCUAAACCUAUUGCACUUGAUGAGAUCAGUCGUGCGGUUUUGAAACUAGAGAUGGAGAGGCUAUCGCUCACUAGCAAUACGGAUAAAGCUUCAAAGGACUGGAUUAAAGGCUUGCACUUAAUGAACAAUACUAUGGUAUAUAAUGAGUAA